UUCAGCAGCCUUUUCUAACCCCUCGCGUUUUUUCCCAUUUUUAUCCCUUAGCCGCGUAUAUUCUUAUAAUUCACAUAGUACUAGUAAUAAUGGACCCCUCGCACAGCACCCUUGGCCGGUCAGCCCGCAAGAACGCCCCAGCAUAUCGCGGCUCACCGCCGCCUGGCUCACCACCGUCGCAGCCAUCACCACCGCCGCCAGCAUCCCUAGAAACCACGACCAAUACCAACAGCAGCAGUGACUUAGACGAUAACGAGGAGGAGGGCGAUAUCGAUAGCGAGACAGCGCUCAACACAGUCUAUAAUCUCCUCAGCGAGCUUGGCGACCUGAACCGCAGCAACAGAAAGGCAGCCGAGCAGCUUGCCGAGCAGUUCAACGCGCUGCAGGCCCAGGUGGCAAAGGCUGAGACUCAUGGUUCAGAAAACUCGUCAUUAAACCAUGGCAUGGAUGAAACGCCAGACGAAGCCCUGCUGCCACAACCACCCAUCACGCCGUCCCAGACCACGCCGCUGAGCACAUCGUCGUUUGCAGAUUCUGUGUUCCACACGCCACCGCUGGCCCCAAGCAGCGACAUUUAUGAGCACAUCCAGCCGGCGCGUGUGCAGACCGAAGACAGGGAUACACAAUCUGAUAUGUGCGGCAAUGAGAUCGGUGCAAUGGCGGCGCGGAUAGCGGAGCUGGAGAAGGAAAACGGCGCGAUGCGCAGAGACGUGCAGCUCCUGGUUGUCUCGCACAAGGAGCAGCAGAUAAUGGCACGCGACUACGAGGCAGCAUUAGCAAAGGCGUUGCGUGCAUUGCGAACCACGGUGUUGGAUCGCAGCAAGGGGAUCGUCGAGGCACAGGCACGGUACAAGGAGCUACUGGCAACGGAGCAGGAGCUGACAAAACGGCUACAAGCAGAAAAUGCCGAUUUGAAAGACGCCUUGAGCAAUGCUGCCAGCGCCAUCCGGCUGACACUAGCCGACAAUGCCUGAUACAUGUCUCGGGAGUUUGAAAUGAUACUUAUAUAG
Linderina pennispora is the source of this 1010-nucleotide messenger RNA. RefSeq lists its product as uncharacterized. The record is from RefSeq and is a predicted model, not a curated record. The transcript has a single exon. Lineage: Eukaryota; Fungi; Kickxellomycota; Kickxellomycetes; Kickxellales; Kickxellaceae. Bases 90 to 974 code for a protein of 294 amino acids.